Molecule: messenger RNA, 1124 nt
Organism: Peromyscus californicus insignis
Lineage: Eukaryota; Metazoa; Chordata; Mammalia; Rodentia; Cricetidae
Gene: Erh
Product: ERH mRNA splicing and mitosis factor
Exons: 4
Coding region: 16-528 (170 amino acids)
Source: RefSeq, a predicted model, not a curated record
GCGCCCUUACCCAAGAUGGCUGAAACGGAGUCAAUAUCCGCUCUAGAAACCGGAAAUGCGCGACGCUCUAUGGCUCAAAAAGGCUCUUUCGCGUCGCGCUUCCGACGAUUUCCGGCGACCGCUCUCGCGGGAUUGGCUGUUGGCGGCGUUGCGGCUGAGCUCGUGUGCGGCGGCAGCGGUGUUAGCGGCGGCUGCAGCAAAGCGUUUGGCGCGAUGUCUCACACCAUUUUGUUGGUACAGCCUACCAAGAGACCAGAAGGCAGAACUUACGCGGACUAUGAGUCUGUGAAUGAGUGCAUGGAAGGUGUUUGUAAAAUGUAUGAAGAACAUCUGAAGAGAAUGAAUCCCAACAGCCCCUCCAUCACAUACGAUAUCAGUCAGUUGUUUGACUUUAUCGAUGAUCUGGCAGAUCUCAGCUGUCUUGUUUACCGAGCUGAUACACAGACGUACCAGCCUUAUAACAAAGACUGGAUCAAAGAGAAGAUCUACGUGCUCCUUCGUCGACAGGCCCAACAGGCUGGGAAGUAGUUGAGUUGGAAGCAUUAGGGGCUGAGGGUGGGCUUGGAACAGGUGCAUACAGCGUGCUGUAGUGAACAUUUUGUAUGAUAGUAACCCUGUUUCCAUUUUGUUACUAGAGCCAAGAUUGAAUGUAUGACACGAUAGUGAAUGAUCUUUUCAUUCGAAACCACCGUUGCCCCUUUGCUCCUUUCCUUUCUUUUUUUACUUAAACAUUUUUAUGAUAAUUCAGAGAGAAAGUGUUCUUUGCCAGUUAAGGUUGGUUCCAGUCCUGGAAACUGUUUGUAUCUGCUUUACAGCAGUGAGUGCACUAACCCUUUGUGGGGGGUAGGGAUGGUGACGAGCUUAGUUAUGUCCUCUGGGAAAGUCUUAGUGAAAAAUAAAAAAUGUUCUGUAGCUGUGUUUUUUCAUUGAGUGAUUUUUGGUUUUUGUCUCUAAACAUUGAAUUGUCUGGCAAAGCCUUAUCAGUUUUAAAAUCAAUAGGCAGCUACAUAAAGAACUUGACAGUUUAUGUAUUUGGGCCCAUUUUGCUGUGAUUUACUUAUAUGAAGCUAAUAAGCUUUUACCUCAUUUUUCCAGCAAUCAAUAAAUCUCAGUUGUAGUGACAA